This is a messenger RNA of Nerophis lumbriciformis (worm pipefish), 1263 nucleotides long. NCBI's taxonomy places the organism in Eukaryota, Metazoa, Chordata, Actinopteri, Syngnathiformes, Syngnathidae. The record is from RefSeq and is a predicted model, not a curated record.
AUGUGGCGGGCCAAAGCUGGCCCUCGGGCCCGGGUUCGUCACCUACUUCAGCUGAAGCCUCAGUGUUCCAAACCCCUAGGGUUUUCCAGAAUGGCCGGCAAAGGGAAGGGCAAAGGCAAAGGAAAGGGUAAAGGCAAAGCUAAGGCGGCGGAAGUCGACGAAAACACGCCACUGACCGAGUUGACGGAGCAACAGCUGACGGAGCGCGUUGCUAAGAUUACGGAGGAGCUGCGCCGCAUCCAAGAGGAGAAGAAGAACUUCCAACUAAUGAGGGACCAGGUUAAGGCCUUCUGGGAGAUCUCCAAACAGAAACUGCAAGAUGUAAAGGACAAGAUACGCGAAGGUAGCAUUGUGCGCGAUGAGGCCAAGAUGCGUCACCGCAUGAAGGUAGCCCAGUACCAGCAAAAAGUCCGGCACUUGGAGUCAGAGUGCCACACCAAUGUCUCACAACUGAAGCUAGACAAGACCAGCUUCUCUACUGUCAACGACAACAACCGCUUUGAGAUGGAGCAAGGGGCGCUGAACGAGAUCCGUCGCCUACAAGUUGACCUUAGCGAGAAAGAGCUGUACAGCCAAAACCACAUCGAGCAGCUCAAGUUUGAGCAGGCCUCCAAGAUGGUGGACAUCAUGGUCCCGCACGACUGGAGAACAGUGGAGCUGGAAGCAAAGCACAAUGCCAAGAUUCUACCGAUGAUCGAGGCAUCGGAGAUGAAGCUAGAGGCCGAGAUCAACAUCCUGGACACCCAGAUGCAAAUUCGUCUGGAGACGCUGAAAAAAGAACACGAUGGAGCCUUCCGCCUUGCGCUAAAGCGGAGCUGGGAGUUCUACCAAGCCCACAUGGAGGAGAUCUCGCUCCUGGAGAAACAGCUCACCACGCUCAUGUGCCAAGGUGUAGUGAAGCAGCUGUCGUCCAUCCAAAAGCAGCCGUCAUGCCCGCAGAAAAACCUCCAGCAGGACAAGGAGAACCUGCAGGAGCUCUACAGUCAGCUGGAGAAGCACAAUGAGGACAAGGCACAGCGCGAGGCCAGUGACGCUCGCCUCAGGGUCCUGGAGGACGAGCUUGAAGAUUUGUCCAUUAAUCACAGCAUCCUCGUGCGGGAGCUGGAGAACAAAGAGCUGGAGUAUGAAGCUCUGCUUAAGAGCCAGGCGGCAGGUCUUCUGGCUGCCCAGAAUAUCAACGGAGUACGGACGAACCAGCUGAAGCUCCAGCUGCAAGUCGCUUCUGAAACGCUAGAGAAGCUGGAGAAGAGCCUCAGCGCGUAA